GUGGAAGCCAUGUUGAGGUGAAAGUGCUUUAUUUCCCCCCCGAUUAAUCCCAAAUUCUGACGCUGUGAGGAGAAUUCACCCGUGUUCGAGGGCGAAAGGGGGAAUAAUACGAACCGGAUUUAUAAAGUGAAGUGGAAUAGAUCAUGUUAAAUAUGUGGCGCGUUCGAGAAUUAACGGAAAAAGUCACCAACAUGGUGAUGAACUACACAGAGGUUGAGGCCAAGGUGCGAGAGGCAACCAACGAUGAGGCUUGGGGCCCCACAGGCCCACAGAUGCAGGAACUGGCACAGUCAACAUUCUACUACGAACAGUUCCCAGAGGUGAUGGGGAUGUUGUGGAAGCGCAUGUUGCAGGACAACCGUGCUGCCUGGCGCCGCACCUACAAGUCGCUCUUGCUGCUCAACUACCUCGUGCGCAACGGCUCCGAACGUGUUGUUACUUCUGCCAGGGAGCACAUCUAUGACCUCAGGACACUUGAAAACUACAAAUUUAUAGAUGAGCAUGGAAAGGAUCAGGGCAUGAACAUCAGAGUAAAGGCCAAGGACUUGAUUGAUUUCAUCCAGGAUGACAACAGGUUACGAGAGGAACGUAAGAAAGCAAAGAAAAACAAAGACAAGUAUGUCGGUGUGUCUUCAGAGUCCAUGGGAUUCCGCAGCUCGUCACAAAGUGACUGGGAUGGCUGGGGGAGCAGCAGAAGAAAAGAAGAGGACGAUUUUGGGUCUCGCUUUGAGGAUUCACCAAAUGCAAGUGAGGAUGAGAUUGAGGAUGCAGUGGAUCCAGUCAACGAGUACCGUGAUGAGGAGACGAGCCCCAAGACAGGCGGAAAGGCUUCCCUGGGUGGCAGUGGCAUUGGUAGCAGAGGCAGCUCCGCCCCCGUCAAGAAGUCGUCUAAGCCCUCCAAGAUGGUGGACCUCGGGGCUGCAGCCACCUUCGGCAGAGAUGGAAGUAGCACACAAUCACCACAGACCACACCCUCCAAGACGAAGGUCCAAAACAAUGACCUCCUCGAUAACCUCUUUGGAAGCCAGGCAAGCAAUGGGACUUCCAGCCCCUCCAAAACCUCACCAACUAGUGCAGAGGAUGACUUUGACCCAAGGGCGGGUGAGGCAGGAGGCGCAGAGAAACAGGACUUUGGAGACUUCAACUCAGCUUUUGGCAAUGCUGCAGCACCAGCAAAUGGGAAUAGUAAUUUUGCUGAUUUCUCAAACUUCAGUCAAACUGCCCCAGAACCUCCAG
Molecule: messenger RNA, 1236 nt
Organism: Penaeus monodon (black tiger shrimp)
Lineage: Eukaryota; Metazoa; Arthropoda; Malacostraca; Decapoda; Penaeidae
Product: clathrin interactor 1-like
Biological process (GO): endocytosis
Cellular component (GO): clathrin vesicle coat; endosome; plasma membrane
Molecular function (GO): clathrin binding; phospholipid binding
Source: RefSeq, a predicted model, not a curated record